Chroicocephalus ridibundus (black-headed gull) is the source of this 577-nucleotide messenger RNA. It is a transcript of the gene SELENOF, whose product is annotated as selenoprotein F. The record is from RefSeq and is a predicted model, not a curated record. Gene Ontology annotation, molecular function: oxidoreductase activity. Gene Ontology annotation, cellular component: endoplasmic reticulum lumen. The transcript is spliced from 5 exons. Lineage: Eukaryota; Metazoa; Chordata; Aves; Charadriiformes; Laridae.
GCGGUGUGUGGGACACCCGCGAUGGGUGAGGUCCUCCAGCGGCCUCCCGGCGACGCUGGCAGGAGCGUUCCGGCACCAAGAUGGCGGCGGUGGCAGAGCUAAGGGCCGCGGGGCGCUGCUGGUUGUGGCUGCUGGUGGGGCUGCAGGCGAUAAGUGCAUAUGGAGCACAGUUGUCAUCAGAAGCUUGCAGAGAACUGGGCUUCUCCAGUAACUUGCUAUGCAGUUCUUGCAACCUUCUUGGACAGUUCAAUCUGAAUCAGUUGGAUCCGUUCUGCAGGCAGUGCUGCCAAGAAGAAGCUCAGUUGGAAACUAGAAAGCUUUAUGCAGGAGCUGUCCUAGAGGUAUGUGGAUGAAAAUUGGGAAGGUUCCCGCAAGUCCAGGCUUUUGUCAGGAGCGAUAAGCCAAAACUCUUCAGGGGACUGCAAAUCAAGUAUGUGCGUGGUUCUGACCCUGUACUAAAGCUGCUGGACGACAGUGGGAACAUUGCAGAGGAACUGAGCAUCCUCAAGUGGAAUACAGAUAGCGUGGAAGAAUUUCUAAGUGAAAAAUUAGAACGCCUAUAAAUCAUUGUUUUCAA